Molecule: messenger RNA, 3477 nt
Organism: Homalodisca vitripennis (glassy-winged sharpshooter)
Lineage: Eukaryota; Metazoa; Arthropoda; Insecta; Hemiptera; Cicadellidae
Exons: 3
Coding region: 727-1446 (239 amino acids)
Source: RefSeq, a predicted model, not a curated record
UGCUGCCAGUGAACCAGUCGCGGUCCUGCCAGCGAGUUGCGAGUCGGCAGUAUUCCCGUUAGACGCUCCUUAUCCUUUGUUUCUACAGCUUCGGCACUAGCUUCGCUACAAUGAACGGAGGCUCAAUCGCUCCGGUCAUUAUUUUAAAACCUCUGUGUUCUUAAACUAACAAGACUAUAACUGCAUUCGUGUGCGUGUGGUUUUCAUUUAGUAUGUGUUAACUUCUUACUGUGAACUUCCGGCAGUAUAUAUUUAUUUUCUCAGUGCUCCGAAAACGGUUUCCACUAAAAUCACUCAAAAGGGAGAGGAACAGGAUUUCCUGUAAUCGUAUCAGCGUGCGGCCAAUGAUGGUGGUUAAGCUCGUGACAGACUGGAGAGUCAGCUGAUAUCAUCGACAGCGGAUCAGCUGAGAGUGGAGGAUAUCCAGGUGGCAGUGGCACCAAACACAUCUCACGUCACCCAGUACAGCUGCAAGGGGAACGUGAUGCAUACGCUGAUGAGGUAUUGACUGUUACCACUUGUACACGUAAUUGGAAGGAAAGCCUGGCCCAGCGCGGGGAGGCAACUGUAGCCUGGAGCAGAACGGUUACCUGGCAACAGACGUGACACAGGCAUGCGCGACUUACACCUGUAGCUGUACCUCACAUUGACACGUUUUAUUGGUUCUGUUCUGCGUGUUUGUAUGGCUCGUCUCACCCCGGCACGUCACAGCAGCCCAGGGGAACAAUGGCCCAUCAGUCUGAAAGAAACAUUCCUCAUCUAAGAGACAUUUUUGGAUUUCAUGACAAGAAGCAACCAAAGAACUCUCCAGAAAAAAUUGUCAAUGAAGUAAGUGAUAUAGACUCCAGAUCAAACUGGGAUGACUGCAAUGGUAAAAGUGCAGACUCUAGUUCGAUUUCCACAAAUGGUGGCAAUGACAGUGCAAUAUCAGUCGGUUCGACCAGCGAAGAAGAUUUAUCAGUAACUUCAUCAUCAAAGAAGAAAAAACAGCAACGCUCAAGCAGGCGAGAAAAAACAGAACAAGAUGUAAAACAUCUAGAGAGACAUUUGUCGAUGAAGAAAACCAUACGGAAAAAGAUUAUGAGAGAUUUGCAACAGGCUUUCGUAGAGGAUCCUAAUGAAUUUAGGGUUGAAGAUAUUUCCCAUGAGCAGUUGAAAGCGGAGCUGAAUUUACAAAGUUUGAGCUUCGGAGCAUCCGGCAAAAAGAAAGGAAAAAAGUCGAGUGGUGAAUCAAAUUUUUUAGAUUUCUUAAGAACGGGAAGUGGUGAAAGCAAAAAUUCCACUGCUCCACCGACAAAUACAAGAAUGGAUGAUGCCGAUUCAGGCCAUGGCUCACCAACAAGGGAAAUGUCUGUGGAGCGCAACCAGAACUGUGAUGAAGAAGACGAUAGCCGGAAAGUCAGUUUUUGGAGGCGGUUUACAAUGAAAGGAAGAAGUAAACGCUAACAUCAAACACUGUAUUAAGACUGAACAAUGGUUGUAAUGUCCUAUUUUCAGAUUUAAUUACUGUAUUAGUAGAGCCAUUAACUCGAACUAAUAGUGAUUUUUUAUAAGACAAUAAUAACAAUUCAUGCUUGCCAGACUAGAAAUCAACAGAAAUACUACUGGAAUUGUACAGAUAAAUUGGGAAACUAAUUUAUUAAUAAUUUUAAAAUGUAUCUUUGUAGUGAGAAUGUAUUAGUAUUUGGUGACUAUUCACUGCUUAAAUCAAUUAAUUAUCAUAAAUUCAAAUUUCAACCUAAAUCUUUAAAUAAUUCAGAGAAAUGAUAAAAAUAAAAUUCUCAUUAUAAUUUUAAAGUAUUUAGACCAUUAUGACAAAUUGGAAUACAUUUUUACGGAGGUAUAUAUUAUGUAUUUUUAUACUUUUAGUGUAUUAGAGAAUACUAAUAGCUAAAACUAUUUUAAGAGCUUUCAUAGUUGUGAUAAAAAAUUGAAAUGGAGUACCGUACUAAUUUAUUCUUUACAUACAUCCUACGUACAGCUGAGUGUGAUUAUCACACAAUUAGAAAUAAAUUAAGCUUGUUAAAUAUGCAAUACAAUUGUAUUGAGAUUGUAAUUAGUUUGAUUAAUCUUAAUAUUCUUUUGAUGCAAAAAAUAUAUAACUUUUGCAUCAUCAAAAUAAAUAAAAAUUAGAAAAUGCACAAAAAUAACCACAAGUAAGACUAGAUACAUACAAAAAGAAAGAAACCAACCAGAAGUAAACAGUCCUGGGAUAAAUUGUAAGUUUAAGCAUGCAAGAAAGUAAACAGUACAAAAACAUGAAGAUUAUCACAUCUUUGGCAUAACCUAUGUUUGUCAAAUCAAAUUUGUAAGGUUUCUUCCUUGCAUACUUAAAUUUAUGAUUUAAGAUGUUACAUCUGAAGAAAAAAGACAGACAUGUAUUGAUACCAGUUGAAAUAUCUUUUGUAUACCACAACAAUGGAGAACGCCUAUAAUGCCUAUAAUCCUACUAUAUAAAUGAUGAAUGCCUCACUUGUAUUAUGACAAGAAUCUAUUUAAACUAAGUGAUAACCAAAACAGUGUAUACACUGAAAUCAAUUGCAAACAUAAAUUAAAUUUAGAUUGGUGAUAUUGUAAAUAGAUAAGUUCUCAUAUAAGAAACGGAAAUAAAAACAUGAUAGUUUUAAAAACUUUAUUUGGUACUUGAUGUAAAUAAUUUGUAUAAUUUUAACAAAACAAAUCAUAGACUGACAAUUGAUUCCAAUAAUUAUUGUAUAACAUUAUUUUUGAGUAUACAUAAUUUUUUAUUAACCUACAGAAAUAUUGUGCAGGUGAUUUUUAAUAUUUAUCCAAAAUGCAUCAAGCAAAAUAACAAACAUGUUUCCUAUUAUAUAAAAGGUUUCUUUUAGAAAUAUCAUGGAAUGAAAACUAAGCAUAAAUGUUUUCUGUUAUUGAUAAAGAUAUUUUAAUAUGUAAAUGCUUAUGGUUUAUUUAAUCAGUUGUAAAAUAGCAUGUAUUAUGCAUUUUGUACAUAAACAAUCAAUGAUCACCAGUAAAUAAUUCAUUAAAGGAUUAAAGUAUUCAUUAAGUAUGUGUCAAAAAUAGUAUUGUGUAAGUAAUAAUGUUACUCCUACAAUGUUAUACUAUAAAGCAAUGAAAUACAGAUCAAAGAACAGCUGUAUUAUAUAGGAUGCUUAUUUUAUUAUUGUAAUUAAUAAAAAUAGUAAUAAAAACAUAUAAAACUUACAGUUUAUUUAGUGUGACAUCCACGGUUUUUGUUUAGUUGUUGUAAUGACAAUGUGAUAUACCUUUCAAUUUAUUGUAACAUACUGUAGUUUCUUUAAGAGUAGACAAUUCACUUCUUGUGUAUAAUGUUUAUUAGUGUAUAAGCAAUAAUGUAGAGAUAAAUUAAUUUUACCGGAUAUGUAAAUUAUUGUGAUGUGCUAUUAUUUAAAUAAUAUUUAUCAACAUAGCAUGUAAAAUAGAUAUCAUUGUUAUCUUAAAAACUUUUUUGGAUUAAAGCUGCAUUAUUUCUUA